Messenger RNA from Raphanus sativus (radish), 2236 nucleotides. Its product is annotated as extensin-like. The record is from RefSeq and is a predicted model, not a curated record. NCBI's taxonomy places the organism in Eukaryota, Viridiplantae, Streptophyta, Magnoliopsida, Brassicales, Brassicaceae. Bases 95 to 2077 code for a protein of 660 amino acids. The transcript has 3 exons.
UUCAUAAUUUCAUACCAUCAAAACAAUAAAUCCUAACACACACAACGAGUGAAUAAAGAAACACGUAUUUUAAAAUCUUCUGUCAAGUUUGGCAAUGGAUCUAGCCAAACACACGACACUCCAAAUGUUGGGAUGCAUACUCCUUGCAUCCCUCGUACUAACUAUGGCUCAACCCCCUGGCUUGACUAAGCCAAGCCAUGCAACUUGUAAGAUCAAGAAGUACAAACAUUGUUACAACUUAGAACAUGUUUGUCCCAAGUUCUGCCCCGACACUUGUCAUGUCGAAUGUGUUUCUUGCAAGCCCAUAUGUGGUCCUUCUUCCCCCGGGGAUGAUGGCGGAGACACUCCUCCUGCUCCGGUUCCACCUGUUUCACCACCACCUCCGGUUCCUGUUCCACCAGUCUCACCACCACCUCCAGUCACGCCUACUCCUUCUUAUCCUACUCCCACUCCUAUGCCUCCGGCACCUGUUCCGCCAGUUUCACCACCUCCUCCGGCUCCUGUUCCGCCAGUUUCACCUCCACCUCCGGCUCCUGUUCCGCCAGUUUCACCACCACCUCCAGUCACGCCUACUCCUUAUCCUACUCCCACUCCUAUGCCUCCAGCACCUGUUCCGCCAGUUUCGCCACCUCCUCCGGCUCCUGUUCCGCCAGUUUCACCACCACCUCCUACUCCUACACCGUCUGUUCCAAUUCCUACUCCACCAGUUUCACCACCACCUCCGUCUCCUACACCGGCAGUGCCAAGUCCUACUCCACCAUCUUCACCACCACCUCCUUCUCCCACACCAGCUGUGCCAAGUCCUACUCCACCUUCUUCACCACCACCUCCUUCUCCCACACCAGCUGUGCCAACCCCUCCUGAUGUUACUCCCACUCCUCCUACACCGGCUGUACCAAGUCCUCCCGACGUCACUCCCACUCCUCCUACCCCAUCCGUCCCAAGCCCUGAUACUCCCACCCCACCAGUCCCUCCAUAUUCCCCACCAGCAACCCCUACUCCCUCCGUUCCAAGUCCCACUCCCACACCUCCAUCAUCCCCAACUCCUCCAGGGUCUACUCCCGCAACUCCUUCUCCUUCCGUCCCUGUUCCAAGUGCUCCAAACUCUCCUCCUUACGUUCCUCCAUCUUCUCCUACUCCAACCCCACCAUCAGACGGGGAGGCAGGCGCAGGAGUCAGAAGGGCGAGGUGUAAGAAGAAGGGCUCUCCUUGUUAUGGAGUCGAAUACAGUUGCCCCGCCGCUUGUCCCCGUUCUUGUGAAGUCGAUUGCGUCACUUGCAAACCUCUUUGCAAUUGUGACAAGCCAGGAUCUGUUUGCCAAGACCCACGUUUCAUCGGAGGAGACGGUCUCACCUUUUAUUUCCACGGCAAGAAAGACUCCAACUUCUGCCUCAUCUCCGAUCCUAACCUUCACAUCAACGCACAUUUCAUCGGUAAACGUAGGCCUGGUAUGGCACGUGACUUCACAUGGGUCCAAUCCAUUGCUAUCCUCUUUGGCACUCACCGUUUCUACGUCGGAGCUCUCAAAACCGCCACGUGGGACGAUUCAGUUGACCGUAUCUCCGCCUCAUUCGACGGAAACGUUAUCUCGCUUCCUCAGCUAGACGGUGCCACAUGGACUUCUUCUCCAGGUGUAUACCCUCAGGUCUCGGUUAAACGAGUCAACGCUGACACUAACAAUAUCGAGGUCGAAAUAGAGGGCUUGCUUAAAAUAACAGCAAGAGUGGUGUCAAUAACUAUGGAAGAUUCAAGAAUCCAUGGGUACGACGUAAAAGAAGAUGACUGUCUAGCUCAUCUCGACUUAGGCUUCAAGUUCCAAGAUCUCAGCGACAAUGUCGACGGAGUUUUAGGACAGACUUAUAGGCCUAACUACGUUAGCCGAGUCAAGAUUGGAGUCCACAUGCCUGUGAUGGGUGGUGACAGGGAAUUCCAGACUACCGGACUUUUUGCACCUGACUGCUCUGCCGCGAGGUUUACCGGUAACGGAGACAGAAACGGUGGCUGGAGCAAAAUGGAGCUCCCUGAGAUGAGUUGUGCCAGUGGCGUAGGUGGCAAGGGAGUUGUCUGCAAGAGAUAGACGUUUCUUUGCUUUAAACCUUAUCACACGUACUACCACUAUACAAUAUGCUAAGUGGUAACUAUAAUCUUAUAACUAUAAAUUUGCAACAUGAUUUUUUCUGUAAUAAUAAUAUCAUUGAGAAAGCUUUCCUUAAAGAAAUAUGUAAUGAUAUAAAUG